AUCGUUUCCCAGCUCUAAAGGGAGGUAGUCUCCUCUUCGUGGUGGCAUAGGGGUUACGGGCUUUUGGUCGCAUGCGAAAAAACAAAUAACGAAGUAGGCCUGAUAGACCCAACCGUUUGAAAAACGGUGGAUCAAACUAAACCACACACUUUGGUUCGGAUCGUAGACCAUUAAAAAUGAUUUGGUAUUGUCCAUGGUCUGUGUUAUAUUGUGUUUUGAUAAUUUGGUCUGGUCUAGACGUGGUUUUACUGGACCAAACUGUGGACCCAACUGACUUUCCAAUACGUGUUAGCAGACCACUCGAUGACUCUCCGAACUCCUCCAACAAGACCCAAAACUCAACCCUAAUUUUGAGAAUCUCGUCCUCUCCUUCGUUCACAAACGACAUUUCACCAAUGAGUAGAUACGACCUUGUCUCCAUGACAUUAUGGCGAAAGUUAGGAUGCUUUGACUUUGUAUCUUUGUUAUUUAUUAGAGAUUUAGAGUGUCAAAAUUAUUCAUUUGUGUUGGAAUUUAUGUUUGAAGGCAAAAUAAUAAUUUUUUUCUUGAUUAUUGGUUCAACUUUUCGUGUGGUUGACUAAACAAAUAGUUCGAUUUUCGUUCAAUAUGGUCUAUUUGUACCAGACUGUACCGGACCAAACCGCACAGACAUGGUCUGGUACAGACUGUAUAGUAUGUGGCCUGGUCUAUGAUCUAUACUUCCACUUCUCGAUAUUAACCACAGACCAUACGUAUGGUCCAUUCUGGACUAUACCGCACUGUUUUCCAGCUCUAUAUGUUAGUCUUGAUGACGUGGACAUCCUCGGCUUCCAUUUCAUAUUACGUGGCAUGGAAAACGCUUAUAUAUUUAUCAAGACAAGAUUAACAUUAAGGUGUAACGCUUAACAUUUCCUUAUUGUUACGGGUUCAUACUUCAUAAAGAAAAUUUAUCCACAUUUGUCAGUUUUUCCCCCCCAACUUGGACAACAAUAAUAAAUAGAAAUUGUCGCACACGAUGUCAUGGCUCUAAAACACGUGUGUGGCCUCUCCCAUAAGCAAAUGUAUCGGCUAUGUCGAUGUCAGGAAUUCCAUCUUGAAGUAUUCUCAACUUGACAGAGUACUCUCUGAGGAUUUGGAUGCACCGUCCGGCGCAGUACAUCCACCAUUAUCAAACUAGAUAGAAAAGGAAACAAAGAAGACAGCUAAAUUGCUUAGCUAGGGAGGAUUAAGAAAUCCAUGGAUUCAGAAUCAGAAUUACCAGCUGCUGGGAUGAGCAUUGGCAGCUCCCUACUUGUCCCUAGCGUUCAGGAAUUGGUGAAGCAGCAGGAUUUGGCCACUGUUCCACCCAGAUAUGUUCUUGAUGAUCAGGAUGUUGCUUCACUUCAUCAGCAGCAGCCUCAGCUUCCAGUUAUUGACCUCCAGAGCUUGCUCGAUCCAGAGUCCAUGGAUUCUGAACUCGCCAAGCUCCAGUCCGCCUGCAAAGAUUGGGGCUUUUUCCAGUUGGUAAAUCAUGGGAUAAGCAGUGGUCUGUUGGAGGAGAUGAAGGCACAGGUUCAGGAAUUCUUCAAUCUGCCAAUGGAGGAGAAGAAGAAGCUGUGGCAGUUUCCAGGAGAGGUUGAAGGGUUUGGACAGACGUUUGUGGUCUCCGAGGAACAAAAGCUGGACUGGAGUGACAUUUUCUACUUGGUCACCCAGCCACCCUAUCUGAGGAAGCCUCACUUGCUCCCUAACCUCCCUCUUCCUUUCAGGGAUACUGUAGAGCAAUACUCGUUGGAGGUGAAGAAUCUGGCCUCCACCAUCCUGAAACAUGUUGGAAAGGCUUUGAAGAUCGAAGGGGACGAGGAAAUGAAGGAUUUUUACGAGAACGUGAGGCAGACGAUGAGGAUGAACUACUACCCUCCAUGCCCCAAGCCAGAGAGAGUUAUGGGGCUGACUCCUCAUUCGGAUGGCACUGGUCUCACCGUCCUUCUGCAAAUAGGUCAAGUGGAUGGUCUGCAGAUAAAGAAAGAUGGGAGAUGGGUUCCAGUCAAGGCAAUUCCCAAUGCUUUCGUGGUCAAUGUUGGUGACAUUCUAGAGAUCAUAACCAAUGGAGCAUACCGUAGCAUCGAGCACCGUGCAAUGGUGAAUUCGGAUAAGGAAAGGCUCUCGAUUGCCUGCUUCCAUUCUCCAAGGUAUGAUGGUGAAACCGGGCCUGCUGCUAGCUUGAUCACAAAAGAGACUCCGGCUCUUUUCAAGAAGGUGACAAUCAGAGAGUUCUACAAUGGCCUCUUUUCCCGCCAGCUUGACGGCAAGGCUUACAUCGACACUUUGAAAAUCCAACACAACGAGAAACCUUGAUCGAAGCAGGGAUAGAAUGUGCAAGGGUUGAACAAUCGCAACGUUCCAAGUUUGAGUCAUGUGACUGACUCUCUCUUUGGUAUCCUCGAUUCCAUUGUGGUUUCUUGUAAGCGAAGAAACCGGAGAAUUCCGA
Linum trigynum is the source of this 2449-nucleotide messenger RNA. Lineage: Eukaryota; Viridiplantae; Streptophyta; Magnoliopsida; Malpighiales; Linaceae. The record is from the annotation of a GenBank genome assembly.